CUGUCGGCUAAAAUAAAUAUUAAAUACCAAUUAGCAAACAGCAUUGAGCAAACCAAUUACAAACAGAAACUAAGUGAACGAAUAACGAUUGUUUUUUUAUUACACAUUGAGUUCAGAUUCGAACACGUACCUCAAAAAUAUAAAUCGUAACAACACGUAGUAGAAUGUUUUUUAAUAUUUUAUUUAAGAUUCACGUAGUAACUCAACUGAACAAAUACAUCAUAAAUGUUUUGGUUAUAAAAAAAUACACGAUAGCAAAACGGAAUCCCGAGAAAUUGCUUUCAGUGUGCGAGUGUGCCACACGAUGACGAGGUCUCGUUUCGAGUAUUAUGACAGAAUAACGUAACAAUUUUCGAAAGACCCUUGGAUGGUAAAAAAAUAAUAUUUCAAUCGGAACAGUUAAAAGUUAACAGAAGAGUGGAAUUAAUUUUUCCUACAGCAGCCCCGUGGUAAUGGCGGAAACAAUUGAACAAUAAAAAUCAAAUUCGUUGCGACAACGAUGUAGGUACGCGUGCUACGUACAGUUCCUCCUAAAGCCCUAACGUGCACAUUUUACAUGCAUCAAGUGCCCACUAUGCAACCCCAACUCCACCGAGAGGAAAGGAACGGCUCCGGCAGCGGCUAGGCGGCCGCGGACACCGGGACCGGGCCGGCGGCGCGUGCGAUGAUUAUCGACUUUUAUUUGCCGGGCGCUUCACUCCGUCAGUCGGUGGUAGAGCCAAACCGGUGUUGCCAACACGACCGUGCUCCGGCCGGCGAUGAAUGGGAUACUCGGGUGGGAAGCGCGGCGGUCGCGGGAACCACUGCCAUUGGUCCGCCUAGGCCGGGUACGGAAAAUGCGUUCUUUGUCCGGCACUUCGGCCGUAUAACGUAUUUACGUGCAGCGCUCUCGUCUCCCGUCACCCACCGCUCCCCCGCGCCGCCCACUGCAGUGUACGCACACACACGAAUGAUUGUCGUUCCCGGUUGUUCCACACCUAGCGCGCCAAUUUUUCGUCGUGUUUAUGUUUAUUAUUUUUGAUUAUUUUUUUUCUCUCGUUUUCACGUAUCGCCCGCGCCAGUCGCCACGAACGCCGGUAAUUACGCGUUAGUCGUAUUGUACUCGUUUCGACGUGAAUAGAUAUCGUAGAGGUGUAUCCACGGUCGAUCCGGUGACGGCGCAUACGGCAUACCGCGCAAAAUAUUAUCGUCGUCGGCGGCGGCUAUCUCGCGUUUUGUUUCGUUGUUAUUGUUGUUGUCAUAACAAUAUAUUACCGGCGUGCACUGCCCAGUAACCAGUAACCCCGACACCGCCGAAAACAUACCACGACUACGACUCGUAAAGGAACUGAUAGAGAAUCAUCAUCACGGCGCCCAAAGAUAGCAUACCCGGUUUACUACACACGGACACGCUUACGACGCACAGAUAUAUUAAUUAAACAAUCAUCAUGGAUCUUGGAACAUUAGAUAGUCUUACUUUCUAUCAAGAUUGUAUAGACUUUGACAUGAAAAGUGACUAUGACCGUGUGUUAUCAAAUAACAGUUUCAACUAUGAUGAUUCGUUGUCAUUGAAUGAUGACAAUAUGAUGUCUAUGAUGGAUCCGCUCAAUUCUGGGUUAUGGCUCAAUUCUGAUUCCGAUUCACAUAAUCAUUUAGACUUUAUGGAAGGCGACUUAGAAUCGGCUAUCAUGGUUAAUCCUAAUUCUGUUAUACCAUCAUCCGCUGCAGCUGCAGAAAUAAAAAUUAAAGACGAACCAGUUGAUGUACCAAUUAUACCAAAAACAUACCAACCUAUUAUGAUUAAAAAAGAGAAGGUUGACCCAGUGGAACCUCGAGAAGUUAUGAUUAAAUUUCCAGAAAUUAAAUCAGAAAAUAUAAAUAUAAAAUCCGAAAACAUGCCAUUAGAAGUUACUAAAGUGGAAGAACUCAAAACUAUACCAAAAGCUAUUAGGCUUUCUGAUUUGUUGAGUCAAACAUCGAGUACUGGACAACAGAAGACUGAAUUAAUGACUGUACGUGUAACAAUGCCAUCAUCCUUGCCUACUCUAAAGACAACUGUGACUUCUAGGACAGUUCCAAUUUCUUUUGUUAAUAAUACCAUUUCUGGGCAUUACAAAAUUGUUAGGCCUAAACAGCAAAUAAAACCAAUUCAAUCGAGAAUCAAUGGCAACAAAAAUAAUGAGAGCAUGGGUCUUUAUCCAAGACCUACUUAUUCUUACUCAUGCUUAAUUGCUAUGGCAUUAAAAAACUCAAGUUCUGGAUCUUUACCUGUUUCAGAAAUUUAUAAUUUUAUGUGUAAACAUUUUCCAUAUUUUAAGACUGCCAGUAGUGGAUGGAAAAACUCUGUUCGUCACAACCUUAGUUUGAAUAAAUGUUUUGAAAAGAUUGAAAAACCAAUUGGUAGUACAGGUGCCCCAAGAAAAGGAUGUUUAUGGACCAUGAAUCCAAGUAAAAUAUCAAAAAUGGAUGAUGAAAUGCAAAAAUGGUCGCGUAAAGAUCCCUCUGCAAUUAGACGUGCAAUGCUCAAUCCUGAACAUUUGGAUUUACUGGAACGUGGCGAGAUGAAUGAAUGUUAUGAUCGGCGUGACAAUUAUUUCUUUGAUGAAGAUGAAGAGGAGGAAGAAGAAAUAAUCAGUCAAGAAAUGACAUCAGAAGACGACAGAAUUAGUGAUGUUGAAGAGGAAUCUGAUAAUGAGUCAAGAAUUGAUAAGGAUGAUUCUCCAUAUCAGUUAAUAACGUUUGGGUUGGAUGAUUUAGCUAACCUUAAUGACCUUGGCAAUGAUAUUGAUGAUGAAGAAGAAAUCGAAGAGAGUUCAAAUGAUGGUAGCUUUGGCAUUGAAGCAUCAGAGUACAAAACAAACUUUGACGAUUUGAUAUCUGUUCAAGAUAUGCCUAUGACAUAUGUAGUUCAGCCCCCAAAUAAGACUGUAAUCAACAAUAAACGGCCGUAUCAACAACCUUUAUUUAAGGGUAGUUAUGUGUUGACUAAAAAUGUUACAUCAAACGUACCGAGUCCAAAGCGGAAAUUCAUAAGUAGGCCAGUAUCAAUAUUAAGAAAUAUCUAAUAUGAAUAUGUAAUGUAAUAUAAAAAUAACUUGCAGCCUUUAUUAAUUGCAAUAUUGGUAAGGUGCAUGUUAGCUCGUUCUGAUGCCCCAAUUUUGUGUGUGAAUAUAUUUUUGGUACCUUUGAAUCUGAAUAGUCAAAUCAUAAUAAAUGACAUAUCAUGUGUGUUAUGUAAUAUACAUUUAUACCAUUUUAUUUUAUAAGAAUAUUCAUGGUUAUUGCAAAUUGUAAAAAUCAUGUAUAUACUUGUUAUAUGUACCUGUUCUACAGAUACUAUUUUAGACUGUUAAUUUUAGUUCCCAAUAGUCAAUUACUAGCUAUUACUUAUAUAACAUCUUUAUUUUAUUUUAAAUAAUAUAAGUAUAAAUUAAUAACUUAUUUAGUGUACUGAUAUUUUUUCAAGGAAGUAUAAAUAUCAUGUUUAAUUAAUGUGUAUAAUUAUGAAUAUUAUAAGUUUUACACAUUUCUUUCUGAAGUAUUAGGUGUAAUUCGUUUAUUUGACAAAUGCAAUAAUAAUGCAACUGCAAUAAUGUCAAAUAGACGAGUUACACCCUAUAUAUUGAUUUUUAUUAUUUUUAUUUUGUUCUAUUUUAUCAAUUUGUUUCCUUUUUAAUAACUUAAACUCAAUAUUAUUUACAUAAGUAUUUAUGUAUUUUUGUAUAAAAUGUGUUAAGAGUGUAUGAUCUUUUUAUAGCUUAAACAAAUUGCUAAAACAAAACUAAAUUGAAAUGUAAUAUUAUUAAUUAUAUUUAAAUGAUAUUGAUACUUCCUUUAAACAAAUAUAUUUUUAUAUUUUAUUUUUUUUGUUUAAAAUAUAAUUUCAUUGUAAUAAUUUUGUGAUUAGUAUUUUAACUUUGAAAUAAAAUCCCAGUCAAUAAAAUUUUAUUUCAAUUUUGUACUAUAUGUAUCUGUUAUGAAUUUAAUAAAUGUUUAAUGUAAUCAGGAUAAGUUGAAAUACUAAUUUACAUUAUUACUACUGUGAAAAUAAUUUACAAUUUGUUAUGGUUGACUAUUCAGACUCGUGAUUUGUUUUUUUUUUUUUUAAUGUACUAUUUGGUUGAUUUAUUUUAUGGUUCAAUAUAUUAACUAAAUCUAAAAACAAAGAUUGGGGUUAACAGUACAGCAAAGUAUAUGCAUAGAAAUUAACUUAAAUAAAUAUAAAAUAUUUUGGUGACAUCCCUUUGGGGGGAUUAUAUUUGUUUACAGUGAGAUUUAAUCUUCCAAUAUUUGGUAUGAAUUGGUUAAAGAUGUUUGUAAGUUUAAUUACAUUUUGUAUGAUAUGGGUUUUUAAUGUUGUUUGUCAUUGUCUACCUUCAGUUCACUAUUUAUAAUAAUACAGAUAUGGAAUUACAUUGUAAUUCUUUUUAUAAAAAAGAUUUUGUCUCAAUAUUCUAUACUGUAUUGCAUCCUGUUUUAGUAAGAAAAACGUGCCUAUUUUGACUACUAAUACAUAUAUUAUGUGUUUUUCUAUCAAUAUAUAAUUUUUAUAUCUUUUUUAAAAAAAUUACCAUAUUUGGUAAACCAACUAAGGAUUAAGUUAACCAUAGAAGACAUUUUCAAUAGAAGAUUAAAUUUUAUAAGACACAAAAUGUCAAUAAAUUAUUUAAGCAUUAUAGUUAAUUAAAAUAUAUUCAUAAGUAAUUAGGUAUAAUGAGGUAGUUUUUUUGAGUGUCAGAAUUAUUGUAGUAUUGUAUAUAAUAUAACAUAUGAAAAGUCUGCAGUCAUCGGUCAGAUGUGUACCAGAGUUCAAAAUGCAUUUAUAUUGUUUAAUUUAUUUAUGAAUAUACUAUACCAUAUAUAUAUAUUUAUAUUUGUACUUUUUCCUGCUUAAUAUUUCAUCUGUCCGAUGUGUCAAUUCUAUUAAAAAUAAAUGUCUUGAAUUUUAAAUUGUA
Messenger RNA from Aphis gossypii (cotton aphid), 4934 nucleotides. RefSeq lists its product as uncharacterized. Gene Ontology annotation, biological process: regulation of transcription by RNA polymerase II. Bases 1428 to 3044 code for a protein of 538 amino acids. Gene Ontology annotation, molecular function: DNA-binding transcription factor activity, RNA polymerase II-specific; transcription cis-regulatory region binding. Lineage: Eukaryota; Metazoa; Arthropoda; Insecta; Hemiptera; Aphididae. The record is from RefSeq and is a predicted model, not a curated record. The transcript is spliced from 5 exons.